Messenger RNA from Penicillium daleae, 1299 nucleotides. RefSeq lists its product as uncharacterized. Lineage: Eukaryota; Fungi; Ascomycota; Eurotiomycetes; Eurotiales; Aspergillaceae. Bases 1 to 1299 code for a protein of 432 amino acids. The transcript has 3 exons. Gene Ontology annotation, molecular function: oxidoreductase activity; FMN binding. The record is from RefSeq and is a predicted model, not a curated record.
AUGUCGUUAUUAUCCAGUCCCCUAACGCUGCGGUGCGGCCUGGAACUUCCCAACAGGCUCACAAAGGCGGCAAUGGCAGAGAUCAUGGCACCUAAGCAAAAUCCAGAUGAUAAAUUCCCACGGGCAUACUCGGAAUGGGCUGAUGGGGGCUGGGGUUUCAUUAUCACAGGCAAUGUCCAGGUAUCCCAAACGUAUCUUGGCUCACCCAAAGACGUCGCCAUCCCCCUCCCAAAUGCAGGCACCCCGGCCCUCCAGGAGGCUUGGCGCAAUUGGGCCACAACAAUCCAACGAAGCGGAACGCCAGCUCUCGUUCAGCUCUGCCACCCCGGCCGCCAAUCCCCCCAAGGCGCUGGGAAGCGCUCUAUCCUAACCAAGAAUCUCGCUCCCUCCGCUGUUGCCCUAAAUUUGGGAUCCAGCUUCAUUCCUCGCGUUGCUACCUCCGUGAUGUUCGGGACGCCCCGUGAAAUGACGCGUGCCGAGGUCACCGAGGCUAUCCAACAGUUCAUCGCCGGCGCCAAGCAAGCCCACCUUGCGGGCUUCAAGGGCAUUGAGUUACACGGCGCGCACGGCUACCUGAUCGCUCAGUUCCUGUCGCCCAAGACGAACCUGCGCACCGACGAGUUCGGUGGGACCCCCGCUAAGCGCGCUGAGAUGGUCCUGCGCAUCAUAAAGGGCAUCCGUGCGGCCACAAGCCCGCAGUUCUGCGUCGGCAUCAAGAUGAACAGCGUCGAUGUCAGCGAGCAGGGUGACGGCGGUCUCCAGGCUUGCCUUGAACAGAUGGGCCUCAUCAUUAACGCGGGCGUCGACUUCAUCGAGAUCAGUGGCGGCUCAUACGAGGACCCUUCCAUGUUUCAGGCGGACCGAACCGCACCGGUUAUCGGAUCCACGGCCGCGCCCGCGGCCCCGGCACGCAUACCAAAGGCAAGCACAAGAGCGCGAGAGGCGUUCUUCCUCGACUUCGCCAAGACGGUGCGGGAAUACUACCCUAAGAUCCCCCUUAUGGUGACGGGCGGCUUUCGCAGCCGUGUCGGUAUGGAAGCGGCGCUCGAGAGCGGCGCAUGCGACAUCAUCGGAAUCGGGCGCCCUGCGGCGGUGGUGCCGAAGUUGCCGAAACUUGUCCUACUCAACAAGGAGGUCGUUGAUGCGGAUGCAACGAUCCGGCUCAAGCACGUGGAGAUGGGCUGGCUGAUGAGGAAGGUGCCGAUCAAGUCGCUGGGGGCUGGAGCCGAAGGCGCGUACUAUGGAGGGCAGAUUGGACGGAUGGGAAAGGGGCUGCAGCCGAUUGAUACGAGGGUUUAG